Messenger RNA from Talaromyces proteolyticus, 1074 nucleotides. RefSeq names its product putative NAD dependent epimerase/dehydratase. The transcript has a single exon. Lineage: Eukaryota; Fungi; Ascomycota; Eurotiomycetes; Eurotiales; Trichocomaceae. The record is from RefSeq and is a predicted model, not a curated record. The coding region runs from base 1 to 1074 and encodes 357 amino acids.
AUGAGUCGUCGCACAGUUCUUGUCACAGGUGCCAAUGGAUAUAUUGGCAACGCGGUGGCAAAGGAAUUCAACAGAGCUGGAUGGAAAACGUACGGCUUGAUCCGUCGGGCUGAAGAUGCAUCUGAUCUGGAACAACAUGAAAUCCACGCCAUCAUCAGUAGUCCGAAGGAGGUGAUAUCAGCGAACCUCAUCCCCGAUGAUCUCACGUUCGAUGUGAUCGUUUCAAAUACGGAAGACUGGUCCGAUUAUAUAACCCACUUCAACGAUGUGAAGAAGAUGUUGGUGCAUCUGGGCCAACAAUCCUUGGAUAAAACUGGUAUCCGGCCUCUCGUUUUACUUAGCAGUGGCUGCAAAGACUAUGGCAUGACAGGCUAUCAUGGCGAUCCUGACCUUGCGCCGCAUACUGAAUCAAGUCCCCUCACCGCGUUCCCCAUUCUUCUUCCACGAACGAAUAGCGCGGCCAACCUUAUGGAAGAAAGCCGUCAGCCAGAUACGUCGCUACCGUUUGAUGUCACUGUCUUGCGCCCCACAAAUGUAUAUGGAUAUGGAUCUAGCUAUUACGGCGCCUUAUUUGCCUUUGCGUCAAAAAGCCAGGAAAGGGGAGGUAUUUUGCGAAUAGAGGCUGAGCCUGAGAAUAUUAUGCACUCUGCCCAUGUUGAUGACUGCGCGACGGCAUAUGUUGCAUUGGCGGAGCAUCCUCAGCGAAAGGAAGUCAGCGGCCAGGCUUUCAAUAUAUCAAACAUUAAAUACGAGACCCUUCGAGACAUUUGCAAUGCACUUGCAAGCUCGUAUGGAUUGAAGGUUGAGUUCGCCGAGCCAAAGCCUAUGGGCGAAGUUGUUCCGGGAAUGAUUGAGGCGUUGCUAAAGUACACACAGUGGGUAUCUUCGGAAAAGGUUCGUUCCAUUACUGGAUGGACCGAGAGACGUCCUUCUUUCACACAGGGCAUUGAGGAAUACCGCCUGGCAUAUGAAGCUGCAUUGGCUGCCAAGCAUUAUGGCACAGUCAAAAUCAAUUCGACAUUCCAAGAUCCUAGUGAUGUAGUUCGUCAAUGGAACAGGACAAAAGGUUUGUGA